AUGGUAGAAAGACCUUAUAAGUGUGGGGAAUGUAGGAAUUCCUUCACCCAAAAUUAUGCUCUCACUNAGAAAGACCUUAUAAGUGUGGGGAAUGUAGGAAUUCCUUCACCCAAAAUUAUGCUCUCACUUGAUACCAGAGAGUUCACACUGUAGUAAGCCCUUAUAAGUGUGAUGAAUGUGGUAAUUUAUUUAACAAGAAGUCCUAACUUAUUAAACAUUGGAGAUUUCACACUGGAGAAAGGCCUUAUAAGUGCAGUGAAUGUGCACAAUCCUUUAGACAGAGCUCCAUUCUCAUUCAACACAGGAGUGUUCCUACUAGAUAAAGGCCAGGUGAAUCAAUGA
This is a messenger RNA of Galeopterus variegatus (Sunda flying lemur), 342 nucleotides long. Its product is annotated as zinc finger protein 781-like. The record is from RefSeq and is a predicted model, not a curated record. Lineage: Eukaryota; Metazoa; Chordata; Mammalia; Dermoptera; Cynocephalidae. The transcript has a single exon.